UCGUUGAUUAGCGCUCGUCGCGUCGAGUUCGCAGUGAAAAUUCGUAGACAAGACGUGCGUAUGACGUGCCCGCAAACAAAAAAUCAAAUAAGCGUAAGCGCAGUGCUCAAUAGAAAAACAAGUGCAAGUGUAAAACAAUUUGUUAUAAAUAAAUAAGCAGUAGACAAAGCAUGUCCAGUGCACAGGUGUCGCAGCCACCGCCGCCAACAACGCAGCAGCAGCAGCAACAGCCACACAUAGGUCAGCUGCUUAUAAGUCACAUAGUUAGUCAGCAGCAAAGACUAACGCCAACUGAGGAUCAGUGCAGCAAUAACUCCAAUCAAUCUUCCAAUCUAACGCCCUCGCCACGCUCCAGCGGCAGUCGCAGUCCCGCCAAAAGUCCCACGCAUUCCAACGCCACCACAAGUUCGCCGCAAAGCGUCUACGCGCCACAUCACAGUCCAGCGGCAACUCUAGAGCAGCUGCAGCCGCCGCCAGCAGCAGCAGAGCAGCAACAACAACAAUUGAACAUGCCACUGCUAGUGGCUCCACUGCCUAUGGCAGCCACACAUCAUACUCAACCCACACACAUGCCACCGCGUCUCUAUGUGGAAAGCAACUUUCCGCCGCAUCACGUGCCACAUGCAGUUUAUCCGCUGCCGCGUCUGCCACUUGCCGCCGUCAUGCUGCCCGCCAAUGCGCCACCGCCGGCUGCAGCCGCCAAUGCAGCAGCAGCACCACCCAUCACCGUUGUCAGCUGCUCACCGCCUGCCACACAGCCCGCCCAGAGUCAGCCCAAGAAGUCCUUCUGCAUCGAUGCGCUGCUCGCCAAGUCGCAGCAUCAAACACAAACUGAGCGCCAAUCCAGCACGGACUUAAUUGUCGAUGAUCAUCGCUUAGCCGCGCUGCAUUACGCGCGCGAUCAGGCUGAGCUCAAUCAUGCCUUUGUGGCUGCCUCCAAUGCUGCCGCAGCAGCCGCUGCCGCCGGCAUGAGCGAUCAUGAGGCGCGCGAAUACGAUUCAAGCAGUCCCGACGGCAUGUCCAGAUCUGAAUCUCCCAGCUCAUCGCAUCGCUCCAGUCCACCCAUAAGUCCUGGCUGCGAGGAUCAGCUGCCACAAUCUGCGCACCACACACAGCAUCUGGGCAUGCGCAUGUCCGAGCUGCACGAUGAGUUCAAGAAGCCCGUGCCGCCACACAGUCCCAUACGGCCGCAGGACUUUCCACUCUAUGCGGGCGGACAUCCGUAUCAGCUGCUGGCGCAAGGCGGCUCCGCAUUCCACAGACCACUCGAUCCCUCCGGCAAGCCCAUACCGAGCCUCCACGAUUUUCAUUUACAGCUGCCCAUGGGUCACAACUUCAUGCCCUCCCAGCUGCAGUUUGAGUUCCUGGCGCGCGCCGGCAUGUUGCACCAUCGCAUACCCGAGCUGGCCGCCUAUCCGCAUCACGCCAUUCUGGGCAAGACGCGACGCCCGCGCACCGCGUUCACCUCACAGCAGCUGCUCGAGCUGGAGAAGCAGUUCAAGCAGAACAAAUAUCUAUCGCGUCCCAAGCGCUUCGAGGUCGCCAGCGGUCUCAUGUUGUCCGAGACGCAGGUGAAGAUUUGGUUUCAGAAUCGACGCAUGAAAUGGAAGCGCUCCAAGAAGGCGCAACAGGAGGCCAAGGAGCGCGCCAAGGCACAACAGCAACAACAACAGACGAGCUCAGCAGCCAGCACAGCAAGUUAAUGGCCACACUAAGGAUUACAAUUGAUGUAAUGUCAGCCAUUUGCUCUAGUCAUGCAACGAACAACCGUCCACCUGAUGCGACACCCUGUAAGCAGCCACGCCCCCCGCCCUAACUGCGCCACAUUCUUCAACCAAAUUGCGCCCAAUUAGUUUGAACGUUUUUUUCAUUUGUUCAUUGUUGUUUUAAUUCGACAACAACAACAACAACAACACUGUGUGAUAUAUGUAAA
This is a messenger RNA of Drosophila busckii, 1933 nucleotides long. It is a transcript of the gene exex, whose product is annotated as homeobox protein Nkx-6.1. The transcript has 3 exons. Gene Ontology annotation, cellular component: nucleus. Gene Ontology annotation, molecular function: DNA-binding transcription factor activity, RNA polymerase II-specific; sequence-specific double-stranded DNA binding. NCBI's taxonomy places the organism in Eukaryota, Metazoa, Arthropoda, Insecta, Diptera, Drosophilidae. The coding region runs from base 171 to 1703 and encodes 510 amino acids. The record is from RefSeq and is a predicted model, not a curated record. Gene Ontology annotation, biological process: neuron projection morphogenesis; spinal cord motor neuron cell fate specification; central nervous system development.